AUGCUAAACAAUAUCAUUAAUCAUUCUCAUCUCUUCACAAUCCAUAUUCUGAUAUUUUUCUUGUUGUUCGAUAGCUACACCACCUCUGCUGCUGGAAAUGGAAGUUCCGAAGGGGCACAGCCUUCGAGUUCGACCAUCCCUAUCGGUGUAGUUCUCGACACGAACUCGCCUAUGGGAUCCAUGGUGGAUCUGUGCAUGAAAAUGGCGGUCGAAGAUUUUUACAAAAAACAUCCAAAUUAUGCAACGAGGUUGCAAUUGCACACUAGAAAUGCACAGACUAUACUUGAUGCUAACUUUGCAGUUAUAGAGCUACUGAAGCAAGAGGUCGUGCAAGGAAUCAUAGCACCAGAAAGAUCAGCAGAAGAUGCCUUCUUUGCAGAACUCGGCCAAAAUGCCCGCGUUCCGAUGAUCUCCUUCACUUCAAGUAGCAAGGCCACUUCCUAUACAGACAACCACUACCUGGUGAGGUCCACCCCUGACGACGCUGUGCAAGCACAAGCUCUUGCAGCCGUAUGCAAGGAGUUCCACUGGUCGAAUUUGGCUGUUUUGUAUGAAGACACAGACUAUGGCAGUCAGUUUGUGUCUCUUUUAAACAAGGAAUUCCAAAAGGCUGAUAUUGGACUCUCAUACAUGGUGGCUAUCCCGAAUUCAGCUGAUGACAUCGAUAUCUUGAAAGAACUCAACAAGUUAGCAAAGAGGCAGACACGUGUGUUCUUGGUGAUCAUGAACGUCUAUCUUGGAAACCGGUUAUUCCCUCUUGCUAAAAGAGCAGGGGUCAUGAGUGAAGGUUAUGCAUGGAUCGUCUCGAAUAGUCUAUCAGUUUUCAUGGAUUCCAUGGAUUUGGCUACCCAUGAUUCUAUGGAAGGAGUUAUCGGCAUUAGACCUUACUUGUCAUGCUCAAAUGAUCUUGAUAGUUUCCGAGGAAGAUGGAAAAGAAAUGUAAGUUUGAGCAGUGGCUCAGUUAUGGAACUAAAUGCCUAUGGUCUGUGGGCUUACGAUGCGGUCACUGCAUUAGCAUAUGCAGUGGAAAAGAUAAAUUCUUCCAUGUUGAAUAUCAGUGCAACCACACAAAAAAAUUUGAGUGUCUCAACAUUUGGGCCUGAACUUGUUAAGAAACUGUCAAACAUCAAAUUUAGAGGUUUGAGUGGGGAGUUUGAACUGGUUGAUGGGAAGCUUAAGGCGUCCGAAUUUGAGAUAUUCAAUGUGAUUGGGAGUGGUGAGAAAAUUGUAGGAUUUUGGAUGCCAGACAGAGGAAUAGUAAGAGAUAUUAGCACACGUUACUCGGAUGGGCUCAAAAGUAUUGUGUGGCCGGGAGAUUCUCUUACACGACCAGUCGGUUGGGCUAUUCCUUCGUCUGGGAAACUUAGAGUUGGAAUUCCUUGGAAGCAUGGAUUCGAAGAAUUUGUUCAUGCAACAGAUCUUGGAGAUGGCCAUGUUAAAGCAUCUGGAUUUUCUAUAGAUAUAUUCUUGGCUACCCUAGAGGCGCUACCUUUUCGCCUCAAUUAUGAGUUUCGUAUCUACAAUGAUACCCGAGAUAUCAACUGGAGCUACGACGACAUGCUACGAAAGAUACCUGAGGAAUUCGAUAUGGUGGUGGGAGACACAACGAAUUGGGCUCCGAGGGCAGAGUAUGUUGAUUUCUCACUCCCAUAUUCUGAAUCAGGAGUUGUGCUAGUGGUCAAAAACAGGAAGCCGUUCGACAUGUGGAUUUUCGUUAAGCCCUUAAAUUGGGAUCUAUGGUUGGCGAUCAUCGUGUCGUGUGUUGUGAUGGGAAUAGUUCUUCUCGUAUUGGAACACCGUGUUGCUAGUAGUGAAGUGGAUUCCACAAUGGCGCCCAAGGAGAAGUCUGGAAUGGUUUACUGGUCUCCCGUGGCGGUCCUUGCUUUCCCUGAAAGAAACAUGGUGUCAAAUGGCUGGUCUGCUCUGGUUUUAGUAUUUUGGUUGUUCAUGGCGUUCAUACUAAUGCAGAGCUACACGGCGAACUUGUCAGCCAUCCUGACUGUCGAUCAACUGAAGUUCGCGUUUUCAGACAAUUACUACGUCGGAUGCCAGGACGGAUCCUUCAUGAAAAAAUUCCUGGUAGAUCGAUUACACAUUAGUGCUUCAAGGCUGAGGAGUUACGCCUCAGCGGAAGAAUACCAUCAAGCGAUGACGUUGGGAAGCAAGAACGGAGGCGUGGACGCCAUAUUCGAUGAAAUCCCUUACAUGAAAAUUCUUCUCAACAAAUACGACGACCAAUACAAAAUGGCCGGACCAACAUACCGGACCGGUGGAUUCGGCUUUGCAUUUCCGAAGGGCUCUUCUUUGGCUGCUCAUUUCUCAAGGGCCAUCUUGGAUGUUACUCAAGGCUCAAACAUGACAGAGAUAGAGCAAACGAAUUUCGGCCCCGGAUACUCCUCCCAGGAUCCGCUUUCUGCGACGAUCUCACAAGGAACCUCGAGGCUUACUUUCUACGAGUUUGCAGGGCUGUUCCUCGUGAUAGGGUCAGUAACGGUAUUAGCUCUGUUUUGCUCGGAAACACGAAUUGGACGAAAAAUGACCACAAAUGCUAGACAGUUUGUGCAUAACUGCAUCAACUUUAGGAGCUCUUCAAGACUUAAUCCUGUUGUGGAUUCUACUAGUGUUGCCGGAGAAUCGACAGAAGGCGUGGCGGAGGAUGUUCAUGAACCGGUGCAAGAUAAUGUGGCUAGUCAUCCUUCACCUCAACAUGGGGAGGUAGAAAUGCAUGAAAUAGCCCUCAUUGAUAAUGUUCUUGCUGCUCAAAAGUCUGGAGAAAUAAGUCAUCGUAAUGGGGAGAAUAAUCAAAGUGUAUAAACAUUUCGAUCGUCGUUAUGAAUUUGUAUUUAAUAUGUUGUAGCAUAACAAAAACAGUGGAAAAUCAAAAUGUAACUAUAUGUUUGUAACUGUACCAUAAUAUUUACUAAUUUAAUUCCUUGUUACUCUUUUGUUUC
This is a messenger RNA of Salvia splendens (bonfire salvia), 2951 nucleotides long. RefSeq names its product glutamate receptor 2.8. Bases 1 to 2814 code for a protein of 937 amino acids. The transcript has 5 exons. Lineage: Eukaryota; Viridiplantae; Streptophyta; Magnoliopsida; Lamiales; Lamiaceae. Gene Ontology annotation, cellular component: membrane. Gene Ontology annotation, molecular function: ligand-gated monoatomic ion channel activity. The record is from RefSeq and is a predicted model, not a curated record.